AUGUCUCGACUUAAAUUUGGAUUUAUUUUGUUAACUGUGAUACUUUUGUGUAAUGGAGAAGAAGAGCAAGAAUCGACAGGGGUAAGGAAAGAUGUUGAUGAUGCGGAUAGACCGAAAGCCUCGGGAACGGGAGGCGGAUGGGAGAAAACGAGACUUCUCUUCUUGGACUACACAUUCCGAGGUGAAUCUAUGAUCUAUGAUGUGAUCGAGAACAAGAAAAACGCGCAAUCAACAGUGAUUGAAGCAAAGUACACCUGGGAAACCCUUCACCAUGAUCAGUUGUCCUCCGUGUUCAGUCGAAUUAAGUUUGUCGAAUGUAUCUCUGGCCCAUGUGGAGACGAGUUUGACGACGUUUACAUCAGCUUUGUUCAAGGCGGCAACAAUAUCGAAGAGGUUUAUAUGGAUCUGAGCGGAAAACCUGAAGGCUAUGUGCCGAAAUGGAAUUUCCUUCUUGGAAUCGCUAACAUUGUCUAUACGCCGGCAAUUGGUGGAGAAGGAGACUCGCAAUUUGUGGAUUCUCCCUAUGGACCUUGUCAAUACACUUUUGGUCGACCAGAGGAUAAAAAAUUCCGUCGAAUCGUCGGUGGAUGUGAACUCACAGGGAAAUACAACUAUUCCCGAUUCGAUGGCCUUCAAGUGACAAAGUACACACAAGAUGUGCUUUACAUUCAAAACGUGAAACUCGACGCGGAUAUUGUGGUGAUUGAGGCGGUCGAAGAGUUGACAAUGAGAAGCCCAAUCAAUAGGAAUUGGGGAUUCGCGGCUGAGAGUCGAGUUCGCAUCGAGAUUUUGAACCGAACGAAGCUCUAUGUUGAUCGUCACUGUGAUAUGGAUAGUCUUGUUGCGGAUUGUGCACUAAACGUCUUUAAACUCACAAAAAUCUCAAAAACGAAAUAUGAAGGAAUACAACUGAUGCCACCAAGAGAAAAUAAGUUCGGCGAGAUUGUUCACAAAUAUCGAGAGCAUCUUUAUGAAAUGGGACAAACACACACAUGCCAAGAGCAUUCAAGGCUUUAUUCCGAUCUAUUGAAAGAAGCUCUCUCAGCAAGUGAACAAGAUUUCGUUGAGGCAAUCAGAGCUCCAGAUAAUGAACCGGUUUUAGCUGCGAUCGGAAAUGCUCUUGGCUCGGUUGGAAACGUCGAGAGCCUCAAAAUCGCUAAGGAGUUUUUAUUGAUCGAAUCACCAGAAAGCCUUGAUCCGUUCUUGUUCGGUGUUGCGAAUGCUGUAAGAAAUGAUGAGAAAUGGCAUAAACAUUUGAUGUAUUGGUUGGUCGAGGAAAAAGAUGCUGGCCACGUCGAGAAUUAUCGAAAAAUCGCGAACUCGAUGGCGACAGUUUUGAAGAAAAGAUGUGAAGCGACGAUGGGGAAUAACAAUGCUUGCGAGAAAGGAAAUGAUAAGGUAUUAAACAAGUUCCUCUCCGUGCUCUCUGACACAAAAAGCGAUGAAGACGUUGAGCAUGCUUUAUUGACUUUGGUGAAUCUACCCUAUACAGACUCUUACACCUAUGCCCGGAAAUUCAUUUGCCUUGGAAGAACGGAGGGAAUUGAACAAGCCGCGCUACAAGUGCUCACCCGCAUACCAGCUAAAUUCUACGAUUCACAGGUGAUUCGAGCUGUGGUGAAUGUUUUCCGUGACACUUGCCCCACUCCCACAAAUCUUCAUCAAGCAAAGCUGGCAGUCGAUAUUUUACUUGAUUCCGUUUUGGACCAUCAAAAUGCAGCUACUCUAUUGUUGAGAGGUGAAAAUCAAUGGUUGAGAGAUGAGGAGAGAUGGAGCUAUUUCUAUAAAGCUUGUCAAGCGAGUCGGGUGAAAGAUGAAAAUAAAGACGUGAUUUGGAAACAAAUGCGAGCAUUUAAAGUGUUUCGUCCAAAUUGGAAUCAAAGAGCUCUCACGGGAAAGUCUCUAGGAUUCUAUUCAGAGAUUGGCGAAACAACUGGAUAUUUCUCUGAAAUCGAGACUUCAUCUCUUUAUUCGGAAGGGAUUUUUCAGGGAUCAAGCCUGAAAAUCGGAUUGGCAAAGAAGAAAAAGAGGGACACAUUGUUUGAGCUGGAUGUUCAAGGAACCGGUCACGACUCAAUACUCCGAAGCGGCACUCAAGCCUCAACCCCCAGUUCAAUCACCCCGAAAAUUGAUGUCCGAAUGGGCAUUCUUGGACACAAAAUGCCCAGGGCUCGUAUCGUGGACGGUGACGGUGAUUUGAUGGCUGGCGUUUGGGGAGCCGAUGGGCACACGAUUCAAGGAUUUGAGGGAAACGCACCGAUUCGUGCCUAUGAGAGCACGCUUCCACUUCUCUCUGGAUUGACUUUACAUAUCAAUUCGCAUGGUUCGAUGAACGCGAAAGUGUUUGGCUCUUGUGAGAUCUCUUUAUGGAAUCGAUUAUCAGAGACGCAUAUUGAUGUCAAUGUCUCUCUUUCUUUCGAUGUUGAGGCAACUCUAUUGGCGAAUGGGAAACCGAUUAACUCUGUGAUCUCAAAGUAUUCGACAGUCUCUUCAGUCGGCAGUGUGACCGAUGUGGACUUCUCAUCAGUUCCUCCACUCGCUUGUAUGCAAACCUCGCGACAGAAAACCCCAAUCAGUUUCGCAGUCACUCUCGAGGAUCAUGUGAAGAAAGCAAGAAAAGAAAGACAAAUCAUUGACAAGCGAAUUUCAUCGGAAACAUAUCCAAUGGCUGAUGGAUUGAUGAAUGAUUGUAAUGAGCAUCGAAACAGAAAUGAUGAUCCAUCAAGACAUCAACAACCUAGGGAAGAGUUA
Mesorhabditis belari is the source of this 2751-nucleotide messenger RNA. NCBI's taxonomy places the organism in Eukaryota, Metazoa, Nematoda, Chromadorea, Rhabditida, Rhabditidae. The record is from the annotation of a GenBank genome assembly.